AUGCCUGGUGUUCCACCCGAUGCUCUUGAGCAGGUCAAGAAGGGCUUCAAACGAUUCUUCAGCCUUCGCAGGAAGGCUGCUAAAAAGACAAUCGAACAGAAGUCCGAACCGGUCCCUGCUGCGACUGCUGCGACUGCUACCCCCGUCGCUGCGGCGGCGGCCAGUGAGACGCCUGCCGCGAAACCCACCGCCCCCGCUGCAACCCCGGAGUCUGUGCCAGAUGCUGCUAAGGUGCCUGAGGCAAAGGGCGCAAGCACUGCGGAGCCCGUAGCCUCCCCUGAGAUGACGGCUACUGCCGGCCCGGUCGAGACUCAUCACGAACCUGAGGCUGCUGCUGCACCUGCAACUGCAACUGCAACUGUUGAGGCCCCUGUUGGUAAGCCCGAGGAGCCUGCUACUAAACCCGAGACCCCUGCUGCUGUGCCUGGGCCCACUGUCCAGCCUGAGCAGCCUGCCGUUAAGCCCGAGGAAUCUGCUGUGAAGACCGAGGGGCCUGCUGCCGAGGAACCUGCUGCUAAAGUUGAAGAGUCGGGUGCUAAGGCCGAGGCCGCUGCUGUUGCGCCCGAGGAAGCUGCCGCCAAGACUGAUGCGCCUGCUAAGUAG
This is a messenger RNA of Penicillium digitatum Pd1, 603 nucleotides long. RefSeq lists its product as uncharacterized. The record is from RefSeq and is a predicted model, not a curated record. NCBI's taxonomy places the organism in Eukaryota, Fungi, Ascomycota, Eurotiomycetes, Eurotiales, Aspergillaceae.